Messenger RNA from Empidonax traillii (willow flycatcher), 1196 nucleotides. It is a transcript of the gene OXTR, whose product is annotated as oxytocin receptor. Gene Ontology annotation, cellular component: membrane. The record is from RefSeq and is a predicted model, not a curated record. NCBI's taxonomy places the organism in Eukaryota, Metazoa, Chordata, Aves, Passeriformes, Tyrannidae. The transcript has a single exon. Gene Ontology annotation, molecular function: vasopressin receptor activity; oxytocin receptor activity; peptide binding. Gene Ontology annotation, biological process: regulation of systemic arterial blood pressure by vasopressin; maternal process involved in parturition; positive regulation of vasoconstriction. The coding region runs from base 126 to 1196 and encodes 356 amino acids.
ACGGCGAAAGAACGCCCGGGACUCCCGGCUGCCGCAGAGGGACGCGGUCGGUAGAGGCUCUGCCCACCCUCUGCCCCCUCUCUGCCCUCUCCCUGCCUCAGGCUCGAUGCGGGUCGGCGCUGGCCAUGGAGAAGCUGUACCUGGCGGGGAGCAGCGCCUGGACCAUCAACAGCUCCCUGGGGAACGGCAGCCUCCGGCCGGAGAACCUGAGCGCCGGCAGGAACAGCACCGCCGACCCCCUGAAGAGGAACGAGGACAUGGCCAAAGUGGAGGUGACGGUCCUGUGCCUCAUCCUCUUCCUCGCCCUGACGGGCAACCUGUGCGUGCUGCUGGCCAUCCACACCACCCGCCACAAGCACUCCCGCAUGUACUUCUUCAUGAAGCACCUGAGCAUCGCUGACCUGGUCGUGGCCAUCUUCCAGGUGCUUCCCCAGCUCAUCUGGGACAUCACCUUCAGGUUCUACGGGCCAGAUUUCCUCUGCCGCUUGAUCAAGUACUUGCAGGUGGUGGGGAUGUUUGCUUCCACCUACAUGCUCCUGCUGAUGUCCCUCGACCGGUGCUUGGCCAUCUGUCAGCCACUGAGGUCACUGCACAGAAGAGCUGACCGUGUCUCUGUCCUCCUCACCUGGCUGCUGUGCCUGCUGGUCAGCAUCCCUCAGAUCCACAUAUUUUCUCUGAGGGAUGUGGGGAAUGGGGUUUAUGACUGUUGGGCAGAUUUCAUCCAGCCCUGGGGACCAAAAGCCUAUGUCACUUGGAUCACCCUCAUGGUCUACAUCAUCCCUGUGUUGAUGCUGAGCGUCUGCUAUGGCUUAAUCAGCUUCAAAAUCUGGCAGAAUGUGAAGCUUAAGACGGCUCACGGGCCCAGAGUGGGUCUGGGCUCAGGCUCCCGCAGUGGGAUGGUGUUUGCCAGGGUCAGCAGCACCAGACUCAUCUCCAAAGCCAAGAUCCGGACAGUCAAAAUGACCUUUAUCAUCGUGCUGGCGUUCAUAGUGUGCUGGACUCCCUUCUUCUUCGUGCAGAUGUGGUCUGUGUGGGACACCAACGCCCCGCAGGAAGGUACGGCCUCUCCCCUCCCUCGCCCUGCCGUGCAUGGACAGCUCUGCCCGGGGCCCUGGGGAUGCCCGCAGGGGAAACUCUGCUCCAAGCUGGAUUUUGGGGGUGGGAGGGGAACGGGAGGCAGUCCUGAACGUGGAUAA